Dromiciops gliroides (monito del monte) is the source of this 1566-nucleotide messenger RNA. RefSeq names its product family with sequence similarity 53 member B (gene FAM53B). Gene Ontology annotation, cellular component: nucleus. Gene Ontology annotation, biological process: positive regulation of canonical Wnt signaling pathway; protein import into nucleus. Lineage: Eukaryota; Metazoa; Chordata; Mammalia; Microbiotheria; Microbiotheriidae. The record is from RefSeq and is a predicted model, not a curated record.
GCGGCGGCGGCGGCGGCCCGGGGGCGGCGCGGCACUGCACGGCGCUGCGCGGCGCGGCCCAGCCCUGCCCUCUCGGUCACUGACCGCGCUCGGCCCACAUCCCGGGCCGACCACCCCGAGGGCCGGCCGCCGAUGGAGAGCCAGUUGUGCCGAGCCCCACGGCCCCAGAAGAUGCCCUGGCGCUAGGCCGUCGGCCUGCCCUGUGAUGGAUCCCAGUGCCUGCCUGCAUUGCUGUGGCAAUGAUCCUCACGCGGCCUCUCGAAGACAAAGGUGCUGCUGACUCCCUAACAUGCAAGACUUUACGCCCUGAGCUGCACACUCCAAAGAAGAUGAGUCAAGGACCCACCCUUUUCUCCUGCGGAAUGAUGGAGAAUGGCAGAUGGAGAGACCUUGACCGGAAGUGCCCCCUUCAGCUGGACCAGCCCAGCCCCAGCAUCUGGGACUGCCUGCCUGAGAAGGGUCCGGAUGGCUCCCUCUGGUCCAGGGACGCGGCUGCCGCCUGCUCGGUGACCAGCCUUAUCAAAGACCUCAGCCUGAGUGACCACAACGGUAACCCGUCAUCACCCCCCCCCAGCAAGCGGCAGUGCCGCUCCCUGUCUUUUUCCGAUGAGCUGUCCAGCUGCCGAACAGCGUGGAGGCCCUUGGGAUCGAAGGUCUGGACUCCCGUGGAGAAGAGGCGCUGUUACAGUGGCGGGAGUGUGCAGCGCUACUCCAGCGGCUCCUGCCCCAUGCAGCGGAGCUCCAGUUUCAGCCUCCCCUCACGCGCCAACAUGCUAUCCUCCUCCUCCUCCUCCUCCUUCAACGACCAGGCUGGCGGUCACGGCAGACUCGGGGGGCAGCCCUGCCCCGGGAUCCCGGGCUCGGCCCCCUGCGGACAGGCUGGAGACAUCUGGUGGAGCAGCACAGCGUCUGCCGGCGGGCGCAGGGUGGACAUGCAGCGGUCCCUCUCGUGUUCCCACGAGCAGUUCUCCUUUUCAGAAUAUUGCCUCCCCUCUGCCAACAGCACGCCCACCUCCACCCCGGAGCUGUCCAGACGCUCCAGUGGGCUGUCACGGAGCCGAUCCCAGCCCUGUGUCCUCAAUGACAAGAAAGUGGGAGUGAAGCGUCGGCGACCUGAAGACCCUCAGGAGCCAAGGCCCUCUCUCGACCUCGCCAAGAUGACACAGAACUGUCAAACCUUCAACAGCCUCAGCUGCCUUAGCACUGUGGUAGAUGACUGCUGCCCGCAGAGCCCGUUUGCCACCAACAUGAAGAGCCCCAAGUCCUGGACAGCCUGGUUCUCUGCCUCCACCAGCACGGAAGGCAGGGAGCCUGCAGGGACCCCUGGCCCGGAGCCGCCUCCUGCUACCGAAGACUGUGCACUUAGCAAGGAAGACCUGUCCUUUGAGGGGUCGGACUGUGGUCUCCCCGAGGAGGAGAGCGGCCGGAAGGAGGAGGACCAGGCCUCGGCCUGGCGGAGCUGUGAGACCGACGGGGCUGGCAUCUUCCCUCUGGAUGGCGAGUUGGACAUUGAACAAAUAGAAAACAACUAGGGGAGAACAGAACACGACUUAUCUCCCGUCUGCA